Messenger RNA from Bathycoccus prasinos, 1047 nucleotides. RefSeq lists its product with no specific name. Bases 1 to 1047 code for a protein of 348 amino acids. Gene Ontology annotation, molecular function: oxidoreductase activity, acting on paired donors, with oxidation of a pair of donors resulting in the reduction of molecular oxygen to two molecules of water. The transcript has a single exon. Lineage: Eukaryota; Viridiplantae; Chlorophyta; Mamiellophyceae; Mamiellales; Bathycoccaceae. Gene Ontology annotation, biological process: lipid metabolic process. The record is from RefSeq and is a predicted model, not a curated record. Gene Ontology annotation, cellular component: endoplasmic reticulum membrane.
AUGCCGGAGGAUUCGUCCAACGAGAAGAAGACCCUUCUCACGUCUUGGCAGAGAAUUGGCCAGGAAGGGGUGCAGAAAGCGUCUGAGAUUUGGUCGGCGGUGAACAGCGAAGCCGCGGCGGCGGCGAAAGGCGCGUGGGAAGGAGUGAAACCAGCGCAUAAGGUGUUUUUGUCCGAUAUUAUCGCCAGUCCGAAGAAGAACGCGUUUGUGCGAAAGUGGUUGGGGACGGAUAUAACGUACGUGUCGUUUAUUGGUGCCAUGCACGUUGGCGCGUUGUUGGCGCCGUUUUACUUCACCUGGCAAGCGUUCAACUGCUUUUGGGUCAUGUAUUUCAUCACCGGGUGCUUGGGAAUCACGUUGAGUUACCACAGGCAGUUGUCGCACAAGUCGUUUCAAACGCCGAAAUGGUUGGAGUACGCGUUGGCGUAUUGCGGCGCGUUGGCGGUCCAAGGCGACCCGAUCGAGUGGGCGUCGUCGCACAGAUAUCAUCAUCAACACUGCGAUACUCCGAAAGACCCGCACACGCCGUAUGAAGGCUUUUGGUGGUCGCACAUGGGAUGGUUGUUGGACAACGAAGCGACCAUCGAAAGAGUUGGCGAUCGAUCCAACGCCGCGGAGAUGGCCGCGCAGCCGUUUUACCAAUUCUUGGAGAAGACGUACAUGUGGCACAUCGCUGCGUCGGCGUUAGGUUUAUACCUCCUCGGCGGUUUACCCUUCUUAGUGUGGGGCUUCUGCGUGAGAACUGUUUGGGUGUACCACAUCACCUGGGCGGUCAACUCCGUCGCCCACUGCUGGGGCAAACAAACGUACAACACCGGCGACUUGUCCAGAAACAACUUAUCGGUUGGAAUUUUAGCAUUUGGAGAAGGGUGGCACAACAACCACCACGCGUUCGAAUUUAGCGCCAGACACGGGUUGGAGUGGUGGCAAGUGGACAUGACGUGGUAUUUGAUUUGGGGGUUGAAGAAGUUGGGCUUGGCGACCAAGGUGAAGUUGCCCACGCAAAAGCAGUUGGACCGCAUGCGCAUCGAACCGACCACGGCUUAA